Durusdinium trenchii is the source of this 5634-nucleotide messenger RNA. The record is from the annotation of a GenBank genome assembly. Lineage: Eukaryota; Dinophyceae; Suessiales; Symbiodiniaceae.
AUGGCUGAUGAAGAGAAAGGAUCAUCUGCUUGGUACAAAGUUCCUACAUGGGAUGGGAAUCCUUCGAUCUUCCGGACCUUUCAAAGGGAGAUGAGUUGGUGGAUGGCGUCGAUGGACGCAUCGUCGUGCACCAAAUACAAUGUUGCAGCUCGUUGGACAUUGCGCCAGACAGGCAUCGUUCGAGCUCGAUGUGAAGAGUUCACUCCCGAAGAAUUGGCCGGGAAGACUGAAGUGAGGGGUACAGACCCAUCAUCUGGCGAAGAGGUGGUCCUUGUAGAAGCAGACCCUUGGUUUGGCAUCCGCAAACUUAUGAAGGCUCUUGAAGAGAACAUGGAAAGGACCAUCCUCGAUCGAAAAGAUGAACUUCGACGCCAAUUUUACCAAGACCUCAAACGAAACGCUGGCGAGAGAAUCAGCACCUUUUGCACCCGCUUUCGAACGCUUGUGUCGGAGAUGCGUCGAGAAGGCAUUAUAUUGCCAAGCAAGGAGUUGGGUUGGUUCUUGCGAAAUCGCUUGGGGCUCGAUGCAAUUCGAGUCCAGUUGCUUGAUACAACGUUGAGGGGUCGUGAAUCCUAUGAGGAAGUUGAAGCUGAACCAUUGAGAUUCUUCCGUGAUUUGCAUAGUGAAAAUCCUUUGCAUCGGAAGAGCGUCACUGAUAGAUCACCAUUGCUCAGCGAAGACGAUGAAGAGGAGUUGAUUCCAGAUCAGCCAGAGGCCAAUGCAAGUGGCCUUGAAGAGGUUUUGACGGCGGAAGCCGAAGUGUUGGCGGCAGAGAUUCAGGCUCUUGAAGAAGAGGGCAUGGAACCUGACGUGCUGGAAGCCCUCGAAUGUGGAGUCGAACAAGCCGCUGAGUUGCCGAUGGUCAUUGGGACAGAUUUGGUCCUCAUUUGGGUAUCCAUCAUUCCAGUUGAGAGUUUGGGUUUGGGACUACUUCUGGGACGGGAUUGGUUGGAUGGAGUUGGUUGCGUGUUGAGCUUUUCCAAGAAGAUCAUGAGGGCUGAUGGCAGGACAUUUUGCAUUGCGAUUGAUCCCUUCGGAGUGGCCCAGGUUUCUCAUCCGCCUGCAAACAAGAGUCCUAUGGCACGUGCGCGGCAUUUGCUUAUGGUUGUGUCGGCGGCCGUGGCUGCGCUAUGCCUCGUUUGUGGAAGAUUCCAUGCUUCAAGGGAUGCUGGCAGUUCGCAGUUCAAAAGGAAUCGCCAGCAAGAUUCGCCAGCUGCAGCAGACAAGGCCAAGAAGGAAGGCAAGCAAGCCGAUGCAGUUCGAGAGCUGAUAGGUGGAGUACAACGAGAAGACAACAGUCGAGCAGCUCAAGGCAAGACUGCAGCCUCAAGUCCAAUGCCAGGAGUGAAGUUGCAAGACAUCCACGACCUCCUGGCGCAGCAGGAUCAGAAGUUGAGGCCCAGUGUAAUAUUGGAGGAGAGGCGGAAAGAAGGCCUUGAGAAACAGUUCCACCUCGACCAUGCCAAGUGUCGUGAAGUGUUGGCUGUUGAUGGGGCGGAGGAGGAAAAGCCUGAGGAGGAAGGAGGUGCAACCAUGGAUCCGUACGACACAGAGUCAGAGAUCUCUUCAGUUGAUGAGGAUGGUGCACCCGAAGCCAGAGUUUCCUCAGCAGUUCGGCAAGCUGUCAAACGCUUGCAUGAGAACACAGGUCACCGUUCAAACCGUCGCUUGGCAAGGGCUUUGGUUUUGUCUGGUGCCCCCAAAGAAGUGAUCUUGGCGGCCAAAACGUUGAAAUGCAGCUUCUGUGAUGAGAAAAGGCGACCCAAAAGCCAUAGGCCGACGUCGUUGCCUACGCCCAAAGAUGUUUCGGAUCAGGUGCACAUAAACAUCUUUGAGUGUUCAGAUAUCACAGAGCAGCGUUUUUACAUUGUGCAUUGCAUUGACUGGACCAGCAGGUUCCAGAUGGCAGAAGCUUUGGAAUACAAAGACUCCGACAGCAUUGUUCAUUGGUUCCAAGAACGUUGGAUGAGCGUGUUUGGACCUCCAAGGGUCAUUGUGGCCGACCAAGGCGCCUUGGUGCAAUGGUGUAUGCGAGAGAGGUCUGGCACGAUGCAAUACAGGAUUGCAUUGAAGCGGCAUUGCAUGAUGUCAAACGACAGAGCUCCGAAGAUGUUGGCCCAAACCUUCCACCACCUCCGACGCCUUCAAUGGCAGUUGAUCCAAGUCCCUUACCGACAGUAUGCCAAAGACACUGCAAAUCAGUCCGUUCCAGAUGUUGAGCAAGCGCCAAAGCAAGAUGAGAUUUUUGAAAAUAUCCUCAAGAAUGCCACCAUGCAUCCCUUGAGAGCGAUACAACUGCAAGUGGAGAAAGAUAAGAAAGCAGAUGGCAACCUUGCAGUUCAAGACCAUGGCAGCUGGUCAGGCAAGUGGCCUUUGCCCACCCGCACAUCGUGGGAGGCACAUGAGAUCAGUUGCACCCUUUGGCCUUGUGGAGAACACGAAGUCAAUGCAGCCAAGACAACUCGUCGUGAAGUGAAAUGGAAGGACAUCCCCAUGCAUGAGCGAGCUAAAUACCGGAAAGCAGCUGAAACCGGUUGGAAAGUUCAGGUGGACAAUGGUGCUUUUGAGAUUCUUUCAGAUGAGGAGUCCGAGCGCAUCAAGGCAAAGCUGCGAGCAUCCGGUCAGUUGCACAAGAUCCUCACACCUCGGUACAUCUAUACCGACAAGCACGAUGGUCUCAGGUCAGACAGCAACCCGUUGCCCUUGUUGGCCAAUGCACGCGAACAUUUCCAAGAAGGUGAGCGUGAGCUGUACAUUUGCAACAUUCGUUGCACCUCUGUUGACGAGCCGAUGCUUCCUUUCAGUGCUGGCAUUGUGGUCAGCCACGUCGACGACCUUUUGAUGGGAGGCACAGACCUAGCUGGCAAGUCCCUCAGAGCCCUAGGUGAUGAGCUUGGGUUCGGAUCGCUGGAGACAGGUUGUUUUACGUAUUGCGGCAAACAAAUCAAGCAGAAUGCUGACGUGACCAUUGAGGUCAAUAUGCAGGCCUUCCAUGAGAACGUUCAGCCCAUUGCUGUCCCUGUUCACCGCAAGAAGCAAUUUGAAGCAGCACUCACACCUGCCGAGCAUCGCCAGUUGAGAGCCAUACUGGGAAGCUUACAAUGGUUGGUGACUCAAGUGAGGUGGGACAUGGGAUUCCACCUUAGUGUGUUGCAAGGCGAACCUCCAGUUGUCAAGACAUUGCUCAAAGCGAAUGCCCUGGCCCGUUUGAUGAAACAGGAUGCUGGAUUCAAGCUUCGCUUUGGUCAGAUGGACCUACAAGGUGCUGGCAUUUUGGUGGUGACAGAUGCUUCAUUAGGCAAUGUCACGAGAGCCAGUGGAGCAGAUGGUCCAUUGUACACCAAGGUGUUCAAUCAGGUUCAAGGCUUUAGUGUCUUGAAGGGGGACGAGCAGUACAACAGCUUCAUUCCUUUGGGGCUGGAAGAUUACGAUGGUGUCACAGUCAUCCCGCUGAGUAGGAACAGUGACUACCCUCAGGCCUAUGCAGGUCAGAUGUAUGUGCCUCGAAAUGCUGAUUUGCUGGCUGGUCAUUGGCGAAUUGCCGAUAUUGAUUCAAAGCUCUUCGGAGACAUCGUGCCUGAAAUUGAUCUCACUGAUGCUACCAAGAAUGUUCUUCUGCAAUUUGGUGAUUUUCGGAAGCGGCUGCAUGUCAAAGACGGCCAGAUUUUCAGCUUGGAAUUUGUUUCUGAUUUUGACAGUUGGAGCAAUGCCAAGCGACCGGGAUUGCCAGGCGGUGAUGCUGGAGAUUUGAGGCUGUUAGGAUGCUCAAAGCUAGCUUCUGGAAAAAGGCAGAUAUCUUUGGAAAAGGCUUUGGAGAGCAUGUCAGAUCAGAAGUUUGACGAUUGGCCACAUAGAGGGCCGAAGGCGACAAAGGAAUUCCUCGAAAGUGUGCUCCAGAACGGUGGAGACCUCAUGACAUACCACAGUUCUUUCAUGCGUAAGUCAGGGUUGUCUGACAACAGUGCUGCCUCUCAUGAAUACAAGAAUUUGCUGAAUAUCCUUCGCCUUGCCAUCAGUUAUGACCAGGUUGAUGUCAGCAACUUGGCGUGCAUCGAGCAGACAGUGCGCCGAGUCUUGGAGAUUCAGAUUGCUGUCCGAAGGAACCCCAAGCAUCCGACUUUUGAUGCCUUCGAUUACAACCUUCGUGGAACAGUUGAUGAGGUAGGUGGUGCCAGGGCAUUUAGCUAUGCAGAGUGGGUCGCAGAACAACAGAAAGUUGAGGCCAAGACUCUCAAGAGCACUCGUGAAUGGAGAGAGGAGCAGGCGGCCGAUCGCAGACGUGCCGGUCGUGCGGCCGAGAAGGAUGACUCUGAGGAAGAUGAUCAUGGCGGAGAUGCUGGUAUGACACCAAAGUCGUGCUUUGAGCAGGUGAUCAAGUCAAAAGAUAUGAUGUACUCGCUCUCCCAAUGCAACGUAGCACCCUACGACCCUGACCUUCUGAAGGUCACGAAAACUGCGACUGUGCCGAAACCUGCCACUCAGUUGUUGCCUGCCAUGGAAGCCAGCUGGCUUGAGGAACCAGACCAACACAUCGUUCGUUCGGCAGAAGAGAUCGCUCAGUGGGCCGCUGCCAAUGGGGAUUUCCAUCCAUAUUGGGACGAAACUCUCAGGACUGACCGCAUGGCCCGACAUGACCUUUAUCGCAAGCUUUGUAAUAAGUCACUAAUUGGGUUUAGGAAGCGCAUCCGCGCCAAAGUUGGUCUUUUCUUCGUUUGGAAGUCCAGUCGGAAGGGCAUCCGUUUGAUCGUCGAUGCACGUAUGCCUAACGCCUGCCACAAACGCCCCCCAAAGACCAAAUUAGGAGGUGCCAGUGCCAUUGCAGAUGUUGAUGCAUUCGCUGAUGAAGAUGACCUGGCCUUGUUAAAUGAGGGGUAUGGUGGGCCUGUUGAGCUUCCUUGCAAGAUGUUUGGCGACACUGGCGAUGUGAGUGAUGCCUUUUACCAAUUCAGUGUGGCAGGGCUUGCGGAUUGGUUCGGGUUGGAUGAUCCUGUGCGAGCAGCAGACUUUGAGGUGACAUCGGUUUGGGACCCGGAUAGCGGUUGUCAAGUUGAUGUUGACCCAGAUGAGAUGUUGUUCCCGGUCUUCCUUGGCAUGCCGCAGGGGUGGGUUUGGGCCUUGCACUUUUGUAACACAGCUGUUGAGUAUGGCAUGUCGAAAGCCAUUCCAGCCACGCAGUUUGUGAAGGAAGGCAUGCCCCCACCGGAUCCUAGAUGUGGCCCCAUAAGUAGCGUGUAUGUUGACAACAUCGGAGUCUUUGGAUUUGUUGAGAAGGUUGUCGACCAUUCCUUCGAUCAGUCCGUAGCUAACCUUGAGCGAGCUGGCUUUGUUUUGCAUGAACUUAACAAGGGUAAUGUUGAAGUUGUCAACGUUGGAAUCGUGCUGUAUCAAAACACGUUGAAGAUUCGCCACAUCAAGAAUAGAGCUUGGCGGUUGUACCUUGCCAUCAAACAUGUGCUUCGUAUGCGGUCAAUCACUUUCAUCAUUGGCACAGCUGGUGUGCCUCGAUGGGUGCUGGCUUUCAAUAGGCCGUCGCCUGAUUUAGCAGCUUCGAGCUUGGCCCUUUUGAGAAAAAGAGGCUGGCUGAUGAGCCAUACUGGUGUGGCGAUCCAUCAUUUUGAAUGGGAUGAGAGAUAG